Molecule: messenger RNA, 1551 nt
Organism: Apodemus sylvaticus (European woodmouse)
Lineage: Eukaryota; Metazoa; Chordata; Mammalia; Rodentia; Muridae
Gene: Oxa1l
Product: OXA1L mitochondrial inner membrane protein
Exons: 10
Coding region: 35-1336 (433 amino acids)
Biological process (GO): protein insertion into mitochondrial inner membrane from matrix; mitochondrial respiratory chain complex IV assembly
Cellular component (GO): mitochondrial inner membrane
Molecular function (GO): membrane insertase activity
Source: RefSeq, a predicted model, not a curated record
CGCAUGCGCGAGACUAAGUUCUCUUCCUGGCAAAAUGGCGAUGAAUUCAGUGUGCUGUCGCUGGCAGCUUCUACGACUCCUGCGACCCCAGCGUUCGUUCCACAGCGUCGCAGGGUCCCUGAAACCGCUGGCCGCUGAGCUCCUCGCAGCCCGCCCAGGUAAUGGGCGGCCACACUACGCUCUUCUCACCGUCUUAACUCCUCGCAGCAUCAGUACAUGCACCACCCUCUUUGCAGAAGCCCAGGCGCAGGCACCUCCUGUUGUUCCUGCCACCCCCACUCCUGCUGCAGUACCAGAGGUAGCUUCCGGAGGGCCUGCAGAUGUAGUCCAGUGUGCCGCAGAACAGAGCUUCGCAGAACUGGGGCUUGGCUCUUACACCCCAGUGGGACUCAUCCAGAACCUCCUGGAAUAUAUACAUGUCGACCUGGGCCUACCUUGGUGGGGGGCCAUUGCCACAUGUACUGUCCUUGCCCGCUGCCUCGUUUUCCCCCUCAUUGUGAAGGGCCAGCGAGAAGCAGCCAAGAUCCACAACCACAUGCCAGAGAUGCAGAAGUUUUCCACUCGAAUCAGAGAGGCCAAGUUGGCAGGAGACCAGGCUGAGUUUUACAAGGCCACCAUAGAGAUGACACGCUAUCAGAAAAUGCAUGAUAUUAAACUCUUCAGACCGCUCAUUCUACCUCUCACUCAGGCUCCCGUCUUCAUCUCCUUCUUUAUUGCCUUGAGAGAGAUGGCCAACCUGCCUGUGCCCAGCCUCCAGACAGGUGGGCUCUGGUGGUUCCAAGAUCUCACCAUCUCUGAUCCCAUCUACGUCUUGCCACUGGUAGUCACAGCCACCAUGUGGUGUGUCCUUGAGCUAGGUGCUGAGACAGGUAUGCAGAGCUCCGACCUUCAGUUCAUGAGGAACAUUAUCAGGGUAAUGCCCCUGGCCGUCUUGCCUGUGACCAUCCACUUCCCCUCGGCAGUGUUCAUGUACUGGCUGUCCUCCAAUAUGUUCUCCCUGUGCCAAGUAGCCUGCCUCCGGAUUCCAGCCGUGCGCACCAUGCUUAAGAUCCCCCAGAGAGUUGUCCAUGACCCUGACAAAUUGCCUCCUAGGGAAAGCUUCCUGAAGAGCUUCAAAAAAGGCUGGAAGAAUGCUGAAAUUGCACAUAAGCUCCGAGAGCGGGAGCAACGAAUGCAAAAACACUUGGAUCUAGCCGCCAGAGGUCCCUUACGACAGACUUUUACCCACAACCCUCUGCUACAACAUGAUCCAAGUCACCCCCCCAACACCCCCAGCAGCAGCACCAACAGCAGCAAAACGAACACAAAGAAGCCGUGGCAGGACACACUUGGCUGAGGUGUUCCAUGCUCACUCUGACAAGAGCCCUGCCUCUGCACAGACUCCUCCAAAUAGACUUGAUGCCGUGUCCCUGCCCCAGCCCUGGAGACUACAGCAUUUGGAAGUGUUCAUUUUAAAAAUUGUUUCCACUACAGACUGUGUGUAUUAAAAGCCCUGGAGAGCCGAGCGACCUUCCCAUCCACACAGUUAGUAAACCUCUGUCUUGUCUGGGC